This is a messenger RNA of Artibeus jamaicensis (Jamaican fruit-eating bat), 3010 nucleotides long. It is a transcript of the gene SCTR, whose product is annotated as secretin receptor. Gene Ontology annotation, cellular component: plasma membrane. The record is from RefSeq and is a predicted model, not a curated record. Gene Ontology annotation, biological process: cell surface receptor signaling pathway; adenylate cyclase-modulating G protein-coupled receptor signaling pathway; brain development. Gene Ontology annotation, molecular function: secretin receptor activity; G protein-coupled peptide receptor activity; peptide hormone binding. The transcript has 14 exons. Lineage: Eukaryota; Metazoa; Chordata; Mammalia; Chiroptera; Phyllostomidae. Bases 272 to 1675 code for a protein of 467 amino acids.
CGCCUCCUCCUCCCUCAUCAGCCCGUGCGCUUGCUCCUGGCUGGUAAAGCUGGGUGGAGAAGGGCAGGCAGCAUUGGCGUUCUCAUCAGUGAGCGCGACCACCUAGUCCAAGAAGGUGUAGUCUGGGGACGUAGUGGGCUGCGGAUCCCAGCCCUCAAGCUCGGUGGCCGCCUGGGGCCCAGGACCCGGGGGUCGCUGAGCUCCGGAGUGGGCUGGGCGGUGCGUUCAGGUGAGAGGCCGUCGGGAGUGUGCAGGGAGCGCCGCGGGCACCAUGAACCCCCGUCUGCUGCCGCCUUCGCUGUGGCUGUUGCUGCUGCUCCUCAUCGGCGCUGAGCACACUGUUGGAGCCCUCCCUCGACUAUGUGAUGUGGUACGAGUGCUGAGGGAGGAACAAGACCAGUGCCUGCAGGAACUCUCCAAAGAGAGGACAGGAGACCUAGACGUGGUUCAGCCAGCCCCAGGCUGCGAGGGGCUGUGGGACAACGUGAGCUGCUGGCCCUCCUCUGAGCUGGGGCAGACUGUGGAAGUGGAGUGUCCUCGAUUCUUCCGGAUGCUCACCAGCAGAAGCGGUUCCAUGUUUCGAAACUGCACACAGGGCGGCUGGUCAGAAAUCUUCCCCAGGCCCGACCUGGCAUGUGGGGUUAAUAUGAACGACUCAUCCAAGGAGACCAACCAGAAGCGGUACGCAUACCUGCUGAAGUUGAAGGUCAUGUAUACUGUGGGCUACAGCUCCUCCCUGGUGAUGCUCCUGGUUGCUCUCAGCAUCCUCUGUUCUUUCCGAUAUGCUUUCUGCAGGGGAGUCAGAGAUGGCCACCAGCGACUGCACUGGAGGCUCCACUGCACCCGCAACUACAUCCACAUGCACCUGUUUGUGUCCUUUAUCCUGCGCACCCUGUCCAUCUUCAUCAAGGAUGCUGUGCUCUUCUCAGACGAUGGUGUCCACUGUGAUACCCACAUGGUGGGCUGUAAGCUGGUCAUGGUCUUCUUCCAGUACUGCAUCAUGGCCAACUAUGCCUGGCUGCUGGUGGAAGGCCUCUACCUUCACACGCUGCUCAUCAUCUCCUUCUUCUCAGAAAGGAAGUGCCUCCAGAGAUGUGUUGCCCUUGGAUGGGGUUCCCCAGCCAUUUUUGUUGCUUCAUGGGCUAUCGCCAGGCACUUUCUGGAAGAUGUUGGGUGCUGGGACAUCAAUGCCAAUGCAUCUAUCUGGUGGGUCAUUCGAGGGCCUGUGAUCCUCUCCAUCCUGAUUAAUUUCAUCCUUUUUAUAAACAUUCUAAGAAUCCUGAUGAGAAAACUUAGAACCCAAGAAACAGGAGGAAAUGAAGUAAACCAUUACAAGCGUCUGGCCAAGUCCACCCUCCUGCUGAUCCCUCUCUUCGGCGCCCACUACAUCAUCUUUGCCUUUUCACCAGAUGAUGCCAUGGAGAUCCAGCUGUUUUUUGAACUGGCUCUUGGCUCAUUCCAGGGCCUGGUGGUGGCUGUCCUCUACUGCUUCCUCAAUGGGGAGGUACAGCUGGAGAUUCAGAAGAAGUGGCGGGAGUGGCGCCUGCCCGAGUUCCCACUGUGCCCCUUGGCCCUCGGCAACUCCUUUAGCAGCGGCACCAUCAGCCACACCCACAGCACCAAGGCCAGCCCCUCGGAGCCAAGUCCAGGCACCUGCAGGGCCAGCGUCAUCUGAGAGGCUGGAACAGGGUCAGCCAUGGACAUAUGUCAAGCUGAGUCCCGAGAGGGCAGGACACUGCUUCGGGACAGUCCGUCUUCCUCACAGACAUAUGCUUUUCCCUGUGACUAAUAACCUUUCCUCCAGGCCUUGGGUUGGACGGUGAGACUUCCUCAGAACUCAACAGAAGAAACUUGGGACACUGUAGGGGGAUGGGGGAAAGAGCAGUUCAGGGGGCUUAGGAGGAAGAUAAAUGGUAACUGGGAUGAGAUUUGGUCUGUGUUUUUCAGUCUUUUGAGACACAGGUGAGGGGGGAUGCUCACCUACCCCUUCCUGGAGGGGGAAUGGCUUUUCUGGUCCUCUGCUCCAAUUUUAGGGACAAACGUAUAAGUCCAGGAAACUGGAGAAAUCAAGGACCCUCCCCACCCCUCACUGCAAUUCAGCUUUCCGGCAGCUCUCACUUUAGGGCCUUCAAGACAACUGCUGAAUCCAAUCAAUCCCAGUGGAGGCCAGGAGAGCCCCAGGGUGCCCAGCUCCCUCUUAGCGACCCUGGAACGGUCUGAGGCAUCCCUCUGUUGUAACUGCCUUUUUGGUCAGUUACCCACAGCCCUCAAGGCAGGUACAGCAGGAGAUGGGGCCUGAUGCCAUUUGAUAAGAGAGCAUCAGGUUCACCAAGGCCCUGUGACUUGCUCAAACAACUGGGCAAGGAAGUUGCAGAAGUCCAGUCCAGCCUUUUAGUUAUUUCAAAUCCCCAUGCUCCCAGUCUGUCUGUUUUACCAGGGCCUGUCUCCCCAUCCCAUUGGGGAUUUUAGUCUCACCCUUUCUACUCUGAACCUCAAUUCCCUUGAAUACCAACACUUCCUCCCCACCAACCUUGUGAGGAUUAAAGGACUUGGGAUUCAAGCAAACACAUCCUGGAGACUGGAGAAGGCCGCUGCUCCCCUCAGCCCCCACUGUGGAGGAAAGAGCAUCUUGCUGGUGAGUGGGUCCACCUUGAGUCCUGGCCUUGGGAGGCCCUGGAUGAGCGCCAUCCCUCUCUGGGCUCUGGCUCCCCACCUUUGCAACUCCCCCUGCAGAGACAAGGAGGUCCCCCUUUGCCCCUUGUAGGCUGCUCCUGGUGAAAAGGCCAAGUGCUCAGGUCCAAGGGUAAGGACCUGGCCUAUAUGGUUUAUGAGCUCUGCUCUCUGAACACCAAUUGGUCCACACCUCUCUUGAACCAUCUCCAUAGACUGUGCAUUUUGGAAUAAAAGUUUAAGAAAAAAACCACAAGAGGUAGAUAUAGGCACCCAGCCCAGGAAGGGAACCGCAGUGACCAAAAACUCAUACUAUCAGUGGCAGCCAGGGAAGGCCAGA